Phycomyces blakesleeanus NRRL 1555(-) is the source of this 2184-nucleotide messenger RNA. RefSeq lists its product as hypothetical. The record is from RefSeq and is a predicted model, not a curated record. The coding region runs from base 1 to 2184 and encodes 727 amino acids. Lineage: Eukaryota; Fungi; Mucoromycota; Mucoromycetes; Mucorales; Phycomycetaceae. The transcript has 5 exons.
AUGGCACCAACCCGUAAAUCAAACAAAACAAAAGAAUGCAAAUGUUCUGUUUGCAAGACAAGAUGUGGAGGAUCAGAUACAGUGUCUGUACAGACAUUUAAUUUUCAUAAAAGAAGAGACGAUGCUGGAAUGAACAUCUUUCGUAAUAGAGUGAUUAUUAAGAGAUCAGUCGAAACUACUGUAAGCUAUGUUCCUGAAGUUAUCAACAAUGAUGAACAGAACUCGGUGGCCAUAGACAAUAAUUAUGAUAUGGAUUAUGACUUUGAUGAAAUGGACACCAGUAUAGAAGUAGACAUGGAGACACAAGAGCCUAUUCGAGUCUUACCUCUCUCAGAAUCCGAUGCUGUCUUUGGUUAUGAGAAUGAAGAGUUUAACUCUGAUCUUGAUUCUGGCGGUUGCAAAGACAAUUCCAGUGAGAAUGACAUGCUUGAUAGUGAAGACAACUUUCCUGAAUUCAACUCAGAAUUGAGUUUCAUCUAUCGUUUUAUUGUACAGGUCCUUGCACUCUUUGUAUCCUUGUAUGUCGUCAAUGAAGGUGCCAUUCGUCUUAUUGCCAUCAUGAACAAAAUACUGAAGCUUUUCAGAGAUCCAUUCCAUCUCCCAGUUAGCAUCCCUGGUCUCAAAAGCAUGGCAGGAUUCAAUACCUUUACAGAUGGUAUAAAGAAAUAUGUUUCUUGUAGCGAAUGUCACAGCAUAUAUGAGAACAAUGAAUCAACACCCCACUUCUGUAUCUUUGAUAAAUUUGGGAAUAACUCAAUGUGCGUUGAAAAUGGUGUUCGCUGGUCCGAACUGCAUCGUCUCCAGUACUUUGACAUUGUCCGCUGCACGAUCAUUGAUCCAAUGCACAAUCUCUUCUUAGGCACAGCCAAGAGGAUGAUAGAGAAAUGGGUUGCAGAUGGUCUAAUUGACAAUAAAAAACUCGUUGCCAUGCAGAAAAUCGUUGAAAACAUGACAUUGCCGCCUGAUUACACCAUGCUAAGAUCAAAGAUUUCAAAGGGAUUUCCCUUUAUGAAGGCAGACGAGUGGAAAUCGUGGUGUCUGGUAUACUCUCCAGUGGCUCUACAAGGUGUAUUACCAAAGCAAAAGUUUGAGAAUUGGAUGUUUUUUGUGAAUGCCUGCCGUUUCCUUACCAAGCCAAAUGUUUCCGAAGAUGAUGUACAGUCAGCACACAUAGCACUUGAGAAGUUCGGUAAAGGUUGUGAAAGGCUGUAUAGCAAGGAUCUGUUAUCUCCAAACAUGCAUCUCCAUCUUCAUCUUCGCGACACAAUCAAGGACUUUGGGCCUGUUUAUGGGUACUGGCUCUUUAGUUUCGAGCGAUACAACAGCGUCCUAAAGAAUAUCAAUACCAACAGAAGGAGCGGCUUUGAAAUGACAUACAUGAAAACAUUCAUUGAAGAUACCCGUAAAGGCGAUUUUGUUCACAAUUUCUUGAAGACAUCUGGUCCAUUCAAUUUCUCCGGCAUCUUCGAUAAAUUGGUAACUGGUUAUAGACCUGCUGAUUCUACAACUAGCACCGCCUUGUACAAUUGGUUCUCUCUACCAGACUUUCUUGAUGCUGCUGAAAAUCCGAACUUGUCAAUUCGUGGUAACGAGCCUUUGCCGCCAUCAGCGCUGCCCUUGCAAAAAAAAGCAUAUGAGAUGAUGCCAAGACAGGAGUAUGAUUGUUUGGUAGGAUAUUACCAAGCUGUUUACAACAAUCCCACUAUCUCCAGUUGCAAAGACGUGAUUCAAGAUACAGCUUUCGUCAAUGACUGGAUCGAAAUGCUCAAAUCCGUCAACCUCCUUGGCCAGACAUUCAAGGGAAGUAGAGGUACGAAUGGAAGAGGAUCAUAUAUACAAGCAAUGUUCAUAGAAGGUCGAAACGGAGCAAAGUAUGCGUAUGUCGGAGAGAUUCAAUACCUAUUUGUUCAUUCAUUUAGUCCACUUGUUUCUACUCCACAUCACAGAACACCCCAAAGUAGCCAACAUACAUUUGCUUAUGUAAAAUGGUACAAGGCUUCCAGGGAGACAAGUAGAAAAAUUGCAGGCGUAGAAAUAUGGGAUGUUGCGUUUUCUUUGCCUGACUUUCAAAGCAUCUUGCCAGUGCACCGAAUUCUCCUUCCUGUUGCAAUUGUUGACCAUACAACAUUACGAAAUAUCAGCAAAAAACUUAUUGUUCCUUUGCCUAGAAAACUUUACUUUUAA